AUGAACCAACCAAAGUUUGGGCUGCUCUGUGUUAGUGCUCAUUUCGCACAGCAAGUAAGAACUAAGCAGCCUAGAAUGGUUCCUACGUGAGAGGGGGGUAGUGGAGAUGCUCUAUUCAACUGUCCUCUGCUGGUGCAAUGCUUGCCGCUGAGAUGGAAGAAAGCUCUGUAUACCUGCCAAUGGCCAUAGGGAAUGUCUCCCACUUGAAGCACGCUCUUCUAGUACCAUACUACGACCGAGGGUACAUAAACAGCGAGCGUUACUAAAAAUCCAACAUCUCCCAAAGCUCUGAUUGAAGAAUCGUGUUCGAGUGAAGCAAACUCCCGUGUAUAAAAAACCCACCACCUAUAAUAUAUUAUAUACUUAUCCCCUCCCCCACCAAACCCGCAGUAGUCUUCCUGUUUGCGUUGGUACUGGGACGUCUAUUGUGUGGGGAAAAAAACACAGAAAGAAGGGACUGAGGCAAGAAACGAUGGAAGCAGAACCAAACGGAGAUUUGAAAUAUGAAUUUCUACCCCCAACUCUUCAACGAAAGGUAUGUUUAAAGGAAAGGAAGAAAGAACUGGCCUCGCUGUUAGCAUUCAAGUCCCUCCACUUGCCUAUUACAUGCUCUGGACUAUCACGAUGAUCAAAUGUGGGACUUCUCACCCUCUCUUUCUACUACCCAUUCAUUCCUCCUUAUCUGUCUACUUAAAUGGAUAAUGAAAAAGCGUGGGAAGCUGGGGAUUGCUAGUGUUCAUUCUAGGGUUGCUC
Molecule: messenger RNA, 753 nt
Organism: Aspergillus alliaceus
Lineage: Eukaryota; Fungi; Ascomycota; Eurotiomycetes; Eurotiales; Aspergillaceae
Exons: 1
Coding region: 538-702 (54 amino acids)
Source: RefSeq, a predicted model, not a curated record